This is a messenger RNA of Prosopis cineraria, 693 nucleotides long. Its product is annotated as NADH dehydrogenase [ubiquinone] 1 beta subcomplex subunit 9. The coding region runs from base 111 to 464 and encodes 117 amino acids. Gene Ontology annotation, biological process: mitochondrial electron transport, NADH to ubiquinone. The transcript has 6 exons. The record is from RefSeq and is a predicted model, not a curated record. Lineage: Eukaryota; Viridiplantae; Streptophyta; Magnoliopsida; Fabales; Fabaceae.
UCGUUAGAUGGCUGUAGCGCAGCUGCGCUAGAUUUGUACUGGCGAGUUUCUUGGUUCAUCUUCCUCACCUGAGUGUGGAAAGGCCGAUCGUUGGAAGCGGGAGAGAGAAAAUGAGCAUCGCAUCGACUGCAGCGUACCUUGCUAGGCGAGCUGCGCAGAAGGAGAGGGUUCGGAUCCUCUACCGCCGUGCCCUUAAAGACACCCUCAACUGGGCUGUCCAUCGCCACCUCUUUUACGACGACGCUUCUAACCUCCGGGAAAGGUUCGAAGCAAACAAACAUGUGGAAGACCUUGAUACUAUCGAUAGACUGAUAGAGGAUGCUGAAGCAACCUACAAUAAGUGGCGGCACCCUGACCCUUAUAUAGUUCCUUGGGCUCCUGGUGGUUCUAAGUUUACUCGCAACCCAACUCCACCUGAAGGGAUUGAGAUAAUAUAUGAUUAUGGUCGUGAAGAUAAUGACUGAAACAGUCAUUUCCUGUGCAAUGAAUAAAGAUAGAAAUUACCCAGACUUAUGAGAAUGGAGAACGCAAUGGCAGGCUUUGUGUUCGAUUGUUGCUUGAACUUUGACUUAUAUGACAUUGUCAUUUCAUUAUGGUUAUUGAAAGUUGGAGUUUCUUCAUGCUUGUUCGUCCAACCCAUAAAUAGUUUGUCAUGUUUCUGCAUUUGGAGUAAUCCCCGAACUUGACUGCAAA